Raphanus sativus (radish) is the source of this 1255-nucleotide messenger RNA. RefSeq lists its product as uncharacterized. The transcript has a single exon. NCBI's taxonomy places the organism in Eukaryota, Viridiplantae, Streptophyta, Magnoliopsida, Brassicales, Brassicaceae. Bases 126 to 1076 code for a protein of 316 amino acids. The record is from RefSeq and is a predicted model, not a curated record.
GCUCACUCUCCAUCUCGUUUUCUCGGGAAAGUGAAGAAAAAUCUAUUCUUUUAGCUCAUGUUUCUUUGGUGACUAGUGAGAGUCUUUUGGCGUAAUCAUCUCUGAGUCCAACGAGCUUGGCGUCGAUGGAAGAUCAUCAAGAAUUCGAGAAACCCAUCUUCGAAUUACACCCCAGGAAGGCUCGAAGCUCUCGAAAUAAGAAGAAGAAUGGCUUAGUAGAAUCGAUGAAUCAUCAUCACUACGAAGAGAUCUUUUGCUACUACGGAUUGAGGGGAAGCCCGAAGAGAACAACCACCCAGAAAUCUCUAAGGAUUAGGAAGCGUCUGAUUCGUUGCGGAGAAUGUGGUAAAGGGUUUCGAUAUGAGAAAUGCCUGAGGAAUCAUACACAAACUAUGCAUUCGCUUGAAGAGAAUAAGAAGAAGAAGAAGAGCGAAAGGGAUCUGUUGUGUAUCUUCAGAAGUGAUGUGCAGAGGAGAAAGAGAUCCAAAAGAGUUUCCAGGUACAAGAAGAUUCUUCCUCCACCCUCUGUUUCUUCUUCUUCUUCUACGUUUGCCAAGGAUGGAGAACUGUUACAAGUCGCUGAGUCUCUGAUUAUGUUGUCUAAGAGUGGUCAUGCUCUGUUUUCGAAUCUAGAGAUGAAUCAGACCGAAUGUGAAGAUGAGCAAAAACUGGUUGGGAAAUUAGCAGAUGGGUCUAUGAGUAAUAGAAGGUCGAAAGAGCUUUUGGGUUUCUUGGGAGACAAGAAGGUUAUGAAGGAAGAUGAAUCGGGCCAGAAGCAGAAACAGGUAGGAGCAGAGAGUUUUGGAGAACAAGUUAGAUUGGAGAGAGUGAGUUUGGACGAAAUGUUGAAGAAAGCUGAAAGCGAUACAGGACAGAAACUUGGGGGUCAAGAAGCUGUGUUUGAAGCUUCAAAUGCAGCAGCAAGUAAGGGUAACAAUGAGCAUAGGUGCAGGGUCUGUGAGAGGGUAUUCUCGACGUAUCAAGCUCUGGGUGGUCAUCAGACGGUCCAUAGAAUGAAGAACAAUUCUGAAAAGUCAAAGCAUGAGAUGCAGAGAAGAGUGAGUAGUAGAAGCUGAAGUUGAGAGUGGCUCCAGUGACAUUGACCGGUGGAUUAUUCGAGCUGAGGUUUUGAAGAUGAACAAGUUAAGCUCUUUCCCUCACUCACACACACACUCUCUUUCUGUGUUUCUCAAAUGGAGAAUUGGAAUUUUUGUGCUUUUGAAACUCCAUUGUCCUUGUCUUGUGAAGUGUAACA